This is a messenger RNA of Homalodisca vitripennis (glassy-winged sharpshooter), 2838 nucleotides long. RefSeq names its product sodium-coupled monocarboxylate transporter 1-like. Lineage: Eukaryota; Metazoa; Arthropoda; Insecta; Hemiptera; Cicadellidae. The coding region runs from base 16 to 1110 and encodes 364 amino acids. The transcript is spliced from 7 exons. Gene Ontology annotation, molecular function: symporter activity. The record is from RefSeq and is a predicted model, not a curated record. Gene Ontology annotation, cellular component: membrane. Gene Ontology annotation, biological process: transmembrane transport; sodium ion transport.
UUCUAUUUCCACAGUAUGAAUCCCAGUCCAUUUGAAAGGAAUACAUUUUGGUCAGUAUCAAUCGGAUCUCUAUUCUACUGGAUUUCUCAACACGCAGUACAUCCUGGAGCGAUGCAAAGGUUCAUUGCAGUGUCUUCACUACAGAAAGCUAAGGGAGUUAUGCUUUGGAGUUUCGUCGGCUUUGUCGUCAUCAAAGUCGUUAUCAUACUGGAGGGACUGCUGCUGUAUGCCACUUUCCAUGAUUGUGAUCCAUUGGCAACUAAGAUGGUAAAGAAGUCCGGACAGCUGCUGCCUUAUUACGUAAUACAAGUGGCAAAGGACUAUCCUGGACUCACGGGACUUUUCAUAUCAGGGGUACUGAGUGCAGCGCUCAGUACCAUGUCGGCGAAACUAAACACAGUCGCUGGAACUAUCUAUGAGGACUUUGUCAAAUUCUUCUUGAAGGGAAAGAGGUUAUCGGAGGCCAAACAAGCUUUCAGCCUCAAAGUUAUCACCCUAAUUCUUGGAAUUAUAUCUAUUUGUCUGGUUUUCGUCGUGGAAAAAUUAGGAGCUUUGUACCAGAUGGUGGUUACUUUAAAUGGAUUUACAAGUGGUUCUCUUGUGGGAAUUUUCAGUUUGGGAAUAUUUUUUCCAAGAGCAAACUACAAGGGCGCUAUCGCUGGAGCCCUAACCAGCCUCGUUGUGAUGUCAGGGAUAAUAUCAGGGUCUCAGCUGUAUAUAGCACGUGGAAUGUUGAGGUUCCCCGGCAAGUCCACAAGCGUCGAGGGGUGCCCUGCGGAGUUCAUAGAAAAUCUUGGCUUCAAUGUAUCGGCUCGUGUCCAAACUUACAAGGGAGUGGGCACACCGGUAGUGGCAGAUCCGGCAGUUCCUCUCCUGUUCCAGUUGUCCUACAAGUAUUUCACCGCCACUGGCUCUAUAAUAACGCUCCUGGUAGGUCUCCUUGUAUCCUAUCUCACGGAUCCUCAGGGAGACACUUCACAGCUGGACCCUCGCCUGCUGGCUCCGUGUGUCAGGCGAUUCCUCCCACCUAGGGAGAGGCCGAACCCGCAAGAAGAGCUCAAGCUAAUGACCUAUAAUAAUAAAAAUGAAGAUGCAGUUAAGUGUUCAUGAAUGAGGAAUAAGUGUAAAAUAUAAACUUACUGUAGAGAGUAAGUAAAUUAAGAGGAUUUCGGAUAUUGGCCAUGGUGUUAUGUUACAAAAGUAUAACACAACGUUUCGAGGAUUGAAAUCUAUUACCUUCGUCAGGUGGAGGGUUAUUAGUAGGACAUACAUAAUAAAGAACAAAAAGGAGAAAAGGAAGGAAAGGAAAGGGUUCAAAUAAACCCGAAAGCUGCUUGGAGUCUAAUCCAGGCGUUGUCACUGCAUAGGAUAAAAGUCCUGAAAAGUGGUGACAUGUCCUCAGGAGUUUUAUCCUGUCCGGGAAUAAACUCCAAGCUGCUUUCGGUAUGUUUGAACCCUUUUCUUUUUCUCCUUUUCUCUUUUGUUUUCUUUAUUUUUGAUGUAUUAAUAAUCCCCUCACCUGACGAAAAGUAUAAACUUUAAUUCUCUAAACUUUAUGCUAUACAUUUUGUAAUAUAUAAUGAUGGCGAAUGUCCGAAAUCGAGUUAUCCUUUGAAGCCUUCAAUCUUCAACAACAAACAUUAAACAAAGUAACGUAAGGUAUUCACAGUGUGCCAUGAUAUAGUAUUCUAAACACUUUAAGCUCUAAUUAUAAAUAGCCUUUUUGUAACAAUAAUAAAUUGUAAUUUCGUAGAUUUUGGAUUAUCAAUAUUUUCAUCCAAAGAUUUUAAUAGUGGUAAAUAAUAAUAGUUAUAUCCUAAGACGGCAUUUUGUCAAGACAAUGUAAAUAAGUUUAUAAUAAAGCAAUAAAAAUAAGAUUUAUUAAAAUAAAAUUGUAAACUGUAUUGAAUUAUUUUGACGUUCAAACCUAAAUAUUUUUGGUAAUUGGGCACAUUACGUAAUACGAGAAAUUCAUAUUCACACUAAGUGUGUGUAGAUGUAGUUUUACGUUUAAUGUAUUUCAAUUUGGUUUUAUUUGCCAGCUUUGCAGAUUUAGAUUUAGAUAUGACUAUUCAUUGUUUUAACAUUUAUUUUUAUAUUGAUGAAAAUACGCAUUGAAAAUCCAUACUAACAAUGUUCAAACAUUCAUCUUUGUUGCAUUUUUUAAAUAAAGUAAAACUUGUAUUCUUAAUUAUACUGUCUUGAUAUUAAAUAAACGAGAGCUAAAGAAUAAUCGACUUACUCCAUGUAGUUAGUAAACUUAUACAACUUUAAUCAAUAGCUUUGUAAACUUGGAUUCUUGCUUUUAAAUUCUUAUUUUUUUCUUCUGAGACAGAUAAAUACACACUUCCAUAUUUAGUUUGUAUUGAAAUGUAAUCAUAAUGUCUAGUAAAAUACUGCACUGUUAAUUAUUUAUUUAAUAAUUACUGUUUUAAUGGUGAAGAGUUACAAGAUUUUUUAAAUCUCACCCAGAAUAAAUUAUGUUUUGAAAUAUCUAAAUAUUAAAAGAAAUGUUUAUCUCAUAUAAUUUAGUAAAACCAUUCUGAUAAGAAAGAAACGUAAUAUAUUACUCAGAAAACUAGUCAAAAUUCGGAAAAGUUUUCUAUAAUUGGUAAAAUUCAUUCAGUAGCUUCACCUACUUUUCCAAGUAUGAGCCAAUAAAACAGGUAAGCACUAAGAAUGAAAGCUAAAUUAUAAAAUAUUUAUAAACACUAAAAUAAUAAAACGAAUAUAUAAAUAUCUUUCACUGUCUAGAUGCUCGACAGAUAAAGUUUCUACUUAUAUGUGAAGUAAAUAGGUAAUAACAAGUGUGUAUAACAAUAAAAUUUUUGUUUUGAA